Molecule: messenger RNA, 5995 nt
Organism: Hypanus sabinus (Atlantic stingray)
Lineage: Eukaryota; Metazoa; Chordata; Chondrichthyes; Myliobatiformes; Dasyatidae
Product: Krueppel-like factor 5
Exons: 5
Coding region: 149-1528 (459 amino acids)
Biological process (GO): regulation of transcription by RNA polymerase II
Molecular function (GO): DNA-binding transcription factor activity, RNA polymerase II-specific; RNA polymerase II cis-regulatory region sequence-specific DNA binding
Source: RefSeq, a predicted model, not a curated record
CCAGGCGAGUAGCGCGCGGAGUGGGAUUGCUGCGGGGAAAUUUGGAUUCCAUUUGAUUUUAGUUGCUUUUUAUUCAUACUUUUAAUAUACAUUAUAUACAUACAUAUAGAAAGAAAGUAAAGGUACAGACGAUCAUUGAAAGAAAGUGAUGUCGAGCAGCGGGCUGGCUAUCAGCGUCCCCAACACUGAAGAAAGCACUGUUUUUGCUCAACUGAAACCUGUGGCCAUGGCCGACGGUGCCUCAGGGGAGCAGCCGGUGUUUGAAGACAUCAAACCGCCAGUCAGGAUGCUGGAGACGCAAAACGAAUUGUCUCAGACGAAUAUAUUUCUAGGAGAAGAUACUAUUAAAUCAUCAGGUUUACUGAAGUCACAUUUAUUGCAACUGCUGCAAACAAAUGCAUCAUCUCCAAGUCAAGUAAAAUCAGAAAUGGACAAGUAUCUGGCCCCGCUAAUUCCACCAGCUCCAACAAUUCUGGACCAGAAGAAAUACCGAAGGGAGAGUGCCUCAGUAGUAGACGAGUUUUUUGAGGAGCAAAUUACAUCUCCAUACAGCUUGAAUAUCAACCUAAUUCUGCCUGAUAUCACACACCUGAGAACAGGUCUUUACAGAUCUACAAAGCCAGCCCUCCCACAAGUAAAGACGGAGCAAGACACUAAUUUUACCCAGUCGUGCACAUCCAGCACGAUAAAUGCCCUGCCUGAGUUCACCAGUGUGUUCAGUGUGCCACACUCAGUUCCUGUGAAUAAUAUUUUCAUCAAGCAAGAGGCCCCUUCCCCAGAUCUACCGCUCCCUGUCAGUUCACAGCAACCCCAGAUGUACCAAAUGCCAAUGAACACAGAUGUUGUCAAUAUGCCUUUGAGCUCCACACAGUCACUCAGCAACACUACAGUUAUUCACAGUCGUAACAAUGUCACCAUGUCAACAGGCAUGGGUAGACCAAACAAUCCAUGUUCCCAAUCUUCAGUUAAACAUUUUCAAACUGUUGUAUCCACACCAAAUGGCUAUGUUGUGCCAGCCCAAUUUUAUCAGCAGCAGAAUUCAUACUUACCACCCUCACCACCUAACUCCCAGCCUGGUAGCCCAGAAAACCAGCCCGAACUGAUCAAUACACUCUCGCCUCCUCCAUCAUAUGCUGCAUCAGUGGCAUCAAAGAUCGUCCAUCAUUCGCAGAUCCACAAUCUUCCACCCACUUUGCAGACAUGUCAACCUAGCUUCCAGCAAACGAAAUAUAGUCGACGUAACAACCCUGAGUUGGAGAAGCGACGCAUUCAUCACUGUGAUUUCCCAGGCUGCACUAAAGUUUACACCAAGAGUUCUCAUUUGAAAGCCCACCAAAGAACCCACACAGGUGAAAAACCAUACAAGUGUACAUGGGAAGGUUGUGAUUGGCGUUUUGCUCGCUCUGAUGAACUUACCAGACACUACAGAAAGCACACAGGAGCUAAACCUUUCAAGUGCAUCGCUUGUGGUCGUUGCUUUUCACGUUCGGAUCACUUGGCUCUUCACAUGAAGAGACACCAGAAUUAGACCAAGUGUGACUGACAGAUAUCUAAAGUGUACAGAUGAACUAAAUACUGCCAUUUCCACACACAUAUACAGGAGAUAAAUAGCUGCAUCUAUAUGAAAGAAUAUAUUGUUGGUAGUAGAAUGAUGUUUAAGUGGAAAACAAUUAUGCAAUGCAUUCAAUUCACAGAAAAAUGUAUUAUUUAUUCUGUAUUUCCUGAAAGCAAACCUGAAAUGUUCUAGAAAACAUGAAAUUAUUGGGGAACUGCAAUAAAUUUCUAUAUUCAACAAAUGAUUUAAUUUGGAAUGUGAAUUUGGAACUUAAAUUAGCUGAUAGUCAUAGUUAAAUAGACUGAUUAUUAAGGGAUGCAAAGGCACUCAAUAUAAGUAUAGUCUUGAAAUGACUGAAAGUGGUGUUAUUAUACAACUAACACAAUCUGAUGUUAGCCUUCCCUCCGCAUUGUAUUAACAGAAGAGAUAACUUAUAUUCUUCUUUAACAAACUGGCAUCCAGUAAAGAGAGGGAUUUCUUGAGGAUGAUAGUGAAAGCUUCAGGUUGAAUUGGGCAGUUUGAGGGAGUGGGCAGAUAUAUAGCGUAUAUGAUGUGGAUAACUGUGAGGAUGAUAGUGAAAGCUUCAGGUUGAAUUGGGCAGUUUGAGGGAGUGGGCAGAUAUAUAGCGUAUAUAAUGUGGAUAACUGUGAGCUCUUCCGCUUUGGUGGCAAUGAUAAAAAGCAGGUUAUCAGAAUAACAGUAAACUGGGAAAGGGGGAGAGUAAUGAGGUUGAACUUCCCUUCUGUUCCAGUUCCUGAAGUAAGCACGCUUAUGUAGCAGACAAUUAAGAAGAAAAUUCAUGCACUGAUCUUCACAGCAAGAGGAUUCGAGCAUAGAAGCAGUGACAUGUGCAUUUCUGGUUUCCUUAUCUGAGGAAGGAUGUUCUUGCCAUGCAAGGGGAUCAGUAAAGAUGAUUCCUAGGAUGGCAGGACUGACAGAUGCGGCUGGGUUAAUUAAACUUACGAUUAAUAGAUUUUAGAAGAGUGAUAGGGAAACUUAUAAAAGCUGCAAUAUUCUAACAUUUAGAUGCUCCCGGUGGGGUGGGGAAGAGAUUGAAAUCCAAAGGUAAGAAGAAAGCCUUUUAUGACUGAGAAGAAUUUCUUCUCGCAGAGAAUUCUGACCCUGUGAAAUCCUCUGUCACAGAAAGCAAUUGAUGUCAAAAGACCAAGUAUAUUCAACAAGGAGUUAGGUAUUGAUCUUUGGGGAAGAGGUACGAGAAGGAAGCUGGAAUAGGGUACUGAUUUUAGUUGAUCAGCUAUAAUCUUAUGGAAUGCGAGAGGUUCAGAAUCAGGUUUAAUAUCACUGGCAUAUAUCAUGAAAUCAUGAAAUGCGGCAGCAGUAGAUUGCAAUGCAUAAUAAUAAAAACUAUAAAUUACAGUAAGAAGUGUUUAUGAAAAAAAGAAAAUGAAAUUAAGUAAUGCAAAGAGAGGAAAAAAUAUUGAGGUAGUAUUCAAGGGUUCAUCAUCCAAUCAGAAAUCUGUUGGCAGAAGGAAGAAGCUGGUCCUGAAACAGUAAGAGCCUGUAUUCUAGCUCCUGUACUUUCUCCUCGAUGGUAGCAACUGUAAGAAGGCAUGUCCUACCUGAUGAGGAUUCUUAAUGAUGAAUGCUGCAUUUAUUGAGGCAUCACCUUGAGGCAUGUCCUCGUUGCUGGAGAGGCUGGUGCCCAUGAUGGAGCCAGCUGAGUUAACGACUUUCAGCAGCUGUUUCUGUUCCUUUAAUGCUCUGCUCUUUUUAUCUCAUGUUUAGAAGUUGGGACAGAUAUUUGUCUCAUCCUGUGUGAAUGACCUUCCCUGAAGAGAGUACUGCUUAAAGAAUCUGUGCCAGGGAACUAUAAUCUCAUCCAUGGUUUGCGUUGUCACCACAGGGAGCACAGGAUUACUGUAACUCCCUUUAACGGUUCAUCAGUUUAGUAUGUAUACAAUGGACUUCAAUGCAGUGGUAUCGUUCACAGACAUUCCUUUGCUUAUUUUGGCAGAAGAUUAUUUUAAAAACAUUUAGGAAGAUAGAUAGAAUCAGAAGCCGUUAAAAAACAUGAAAAUAAAGAACAUUAGAUUACAACAUUGACAAAUGCAGACAUGGUAGGCCUGAAACUACUGUAUAAUGAGUUGAUUCAGUGAAGGUUCUCUUUUUCAGCUCUGCGUACUGGAACUGCAGUGCACAGUACAGGCAUUACAGCACAUCUGUAUCUUGAUUUUAGAAAGGAAAGUUAACGAGUUUCUUUAGCAAUGGUUAUGUGAACAAUUAUGGUGAAAGUUGAGAAAGAUGUCGCAGGUUGCAAUGUAACUCCUGGAUUAAUUCACACUAAAUAUUAGCUCUAUAUUUUGUGCCAAGUUCCGGCUUAAAGUACGGUGUUACUAUUACUUUGCUUGUGCAUAUGAACUGUUGAAUAUUGACUGCAUUGACGAGGGCGUUUGAAUAUAGACAAUUUGCCUUAAAUACACAUGUCAGCUACUGAACACGGUAGGGUGGACAGUUUUUAGAAAGUAUUUGAUAUAAUGCAUGGUAGAAUUUUUUUAUAUAUCUGCUGAUUGCCAUUAGCUAAUAAAGCUGUUGUAACCUCAUGAACGGAAGCAUCAUGUGGGCUUCCCAUUCAACUGUUGGCGAAGCAACUUUUUAAUAUUGUUAAUGACUUUAAAUCAUUUUCAAAUCCUGAUUUUAAGGGUAAUUUGAGAUUUUACUGCUGCUUUAAAUAUCAGUUAGUCAGCUUUCACAUUAUUCUCUUGAAGUUUUGCCAUGAGACUGAACUGAUGAUCAUUUUGAUUCAUAAAUUUAAACACUAACAAAAUUAUAUGUAUGCCCCUCAGAUAACCUCAGCAUUACUUUAGACAGGUUUAAUGAUAUUCAUGCAUCCAUCAGUAAUAUCCUCAUGGAUAUACAAGACCAAAAGACUAGGAGUAGAAUUGGGCCAUUCGGCCCAUCGAGUCUUCUCUGCCAUUCCAUCAUGGCUGAUUUAUUAUCUCUUUCAACCCCAUUCACCUGCCUACUCCCCCUAACCUUCGACGCCAUGACUAAUCAAGAACCUAUCAACCUCCACCUUAAAUAUACUCAAUGGCUUGGCUUGCACUGCUGUCUGCAGCAAGGAAUUACACAGAUUCACUACCCUCUGGCUAAAGAAACAUUUCCUCAUCCCUGGUCUAAAUAGACAUCCUUCAUUUCUGAGUCUGCUCUCAGGCAGACUCCCUCCCUAUAGGAAACAUCCUCUCUACAUCCAUGUUAACCAGACUUUUCAAUAUUUGAUCCAUUUCAAUGAGAUAUUUCUUCUAAACUCUAGCCAGUAUGAAUAAUAUGUCUGUAUCAUAUAUCUAAUACAUUUCAUCACUUCAUUUACAGAAACAAAAUUAUAUCAGAAAUCAUAUGCUAAAAUGAAAUCUAAUGCAACAAGUAAGCAAGUUGAAAAGAAGUUAGUGAUGUGUUUCUAUUAGUGUGUAUUUUAAAGCACUCACGCUGUAGAUCACGUUUGUAAAUGUGUAACAUAUUGCAGUAAUCAAAGUUGAAAUGAUAGACUUUAUCAGAAAAAAAGUAGAGGUAUUUUGUACUUCUUUGGAAGUGAGAGCAAAAAUACCUGUUUUCACUAGUCUUUUCCCUCCUCCCAAUCCCAAAUAGACUCAUAAGGUAGGAAAUCAGAAGAAGCAAGUUAAUCUGCUUUUUGCUUGGACAUGAAAAAUGACCAUGUGGACAAAGUAUCUAAAGGCUACUGCCAGGUUAGAGACUCUAUCCAAGUGUACAGUAACAUUUUCUAGCCAGGAAAUAAGAGAGUUAAGGUUGAUGAAACAAAUGUCAAUUUCAAACAACAAUGAUGUUUACAAAUUCUAUAAAGACAAUUUUACCAACUUGGAUGAAUCAACUCACAGAUGAGAAAUAGAUCACAAUGUUAGUAAUAACAAUGAUAACAUUUAUUUAAUUGUCAGCAUGUUGGACAGCUGUCUAUUAAGGUGAUUAGCUUUAAGAAGCUAGAUUGAUACUGUGAGGAAGAAAAGAGCAAAUAAUUUCCUAAUCCACCUGAAAGAUGGCAAAAGAUUUUUGGGGACACUUAAUUGGAUACUAUCAGCCAAAUAAAUCCACAUUCAAUCUGAUGAUACACAAGGAGCAUGCAGCAUAAAUAGUACUGUGUCAAGUUGUGUACUAGUGGAUGAAAAGUUUACAACACCUGUGGAACAGGUACCCAAAGAUACAAAAGCAUGUAAAUAUUUGAAUAUCUCACUUGUAUAUAAUUUUUAUAAGUGUUAAUGUAAUGUUUAUAUUCAGAACAAAGGGGAAGAAAAUGGUGGUAGUUUUACUUUGUUAUCACUUAUUUUUAUAAUGUAGCAUUUCACAAUUUUGAAGAGAAAUCAAAAAUAAUUAAUGUUUGGAAAUAAAUUUUCUGAUAUAGUGAUUUUGGAUUUUUCUAAAAACUAUAUUGUAUAAUAAGAGAAAAGGAACAAAAUAAAAACCGUUUAUAGU